Trichogramma pretiosum is the source of this 903-nucleotide messenger RNA. RefSeq names its product 26S proteasome non-ATPase regulatory subunit 10-like. Bases 1 to 903 code for a protein of 300 amino acids. The record is from RefSeq and is a predicted model, not a curated record. Gene Ontology annotation, molecular function: protein binding. The transcript has a single exon. Lineage: Eukaryota; Metazoa; Arthropoda; Insecta; Hymenoptera; Trichogrammatidae.
AUGAUGAAAAAUGAAAGCUUAUUUCCCACUGUCGGAAAUGAAAUUUAUUUUAUGAAGUACGCAUUGGAACAUAAAAUACUGGUGAUUUUGAAAGCACUCCAUGCAAACGGUGAACAUAUUCACGAGUUCAGAUGGGAAGAUGGAAAGUCAGCGCUGCAUUACUUAGUCGAGCAAGGCGAGCCUUAUAGUCAUAAGGUUAUGAGUCUCAUUAAUUUUCUAUUAAAAAAUUCAGAGAGCAAUUAUUGCGACGAGCUGGGAUACUCGUACUUACACGGGGCCUGCUUCGCCGGCCAUAUCGAGAUGGAACGAUUCGUACGUCAAGGCGUCGAUGUCAAUCUCGACACGUACACGUGCUCGGCGUUGCACAUCGCCGCCCAGUACCAUCACAAAGAAAUUGUGAAAAUUUUAUUGGAUCACGGCGCCAACCCAAACCAGCUGGAUCAUCGCGAGCAAUCGACUCCUUUGCACGCACUCGCGUGCAUAUUCGUCAUACCCACCUCAUACUUUUACUCUUCGAGAACACCAGUCGACGAGAUCGUUGACAUGCUCGUUAUGAAAAAAGCCAAUAUCGAGGCACGCAACAGUCACGGGGACUCGCCCUUGCAAUAUGCAGUCUCUCGCUUCCACGUCCAAGUAGCCGAGGCACUCUUGAAGAAUUCCGCAAGUCUGAGCAGUUUAAGCGAGGACAGAAUGUUCAGCACGACCUUCACCACAUUGGAAUUGAAGAGUUAUCCUUUGACUUUCUACAUCAUCGAAAUGAUGAAAUUAUUGAAGUCAGCUGACUACCAAAUGAACAUGAACACUGGGCUUAGGAUGUUGAAGUAUUGGAUGGAAAUUCGAGGAAACGAUACAGACCACCUGAUACCUUACAUCGAAGAUGACGCAUUUAAUUUUUUAAUUUAA